UGCAUCGCGACGCCAAUGCGUCUCUUCUACGUCCACACAUGGCUGGAAUAACCAGUACUUGCUAAUAUUUUUCUUGUCUAAAUUAACUCAAACUGCGUUUUUAAAGCGUGUUUCUAUUUGAACUCUGCAACCAAAUGAAAGUUAAAAUCCUCGCGAGGAACCCGGAUGACUAUGUCCGGGAAACAAAGUUCGAUAUUCAGCGUGUCCCUAGAAACUAUGACCCAACACUUCAUCCAUUUGAGGUGAGCAGAGAGUACACGCGGGCUCUGAAUGCCACCAAGCUGGAGAGGGUGUUUGCCAAGCCUUUCUUGGCCUCCCUGGAUGGACACAGAGAUGGUGUGAACUGCAUGGCCAAGCAUACCAAGAGCCUCUCCACCCUGCUGUCUGGUUCCUGUGAUGGAGAGGUGAAAGUAUGGGAUCUGACCAAACGGGAAUGUGUCCGUACACUCCAAGCACAUGAGGGUUUUGUUCGGGGAAUGGUUGUCCGCUAUUGUGGAACUUCCUUUUUUACAGCUGGUGAUGACAAAACAAUUAAGCAGUGGAAAAUGGAGGCUCCAGGUUACGGAGAGGAAGAAGAGCCACUCAACACUAUUCUAGGCAAGACUGUGUUCACAGGACUGGACCAUCACCAGAAGGAUGGUGUGUUUGCAACCUGUGGCCAGCAGGUGGACAUCUGGGAUGAGCAAAGGAGCAGCCCAAUUCGUUCUUUCACCUGGGGCGUAGACAGCUUCAGCUCCGUCCGCUUCAACCCUGUGGAGACCGAACUUCUUGCAAGUUGUGCUUCUGACAGAAGUAUAGUGCUGUAUGACAUGAGAGAAGCUGCACCACUCAAAAAGGUUAUCAUGACAAUGAGAAGCAACACAUUAUGCUGGAACCCUAUGGAAGCAUAUUACUUCACAUGUUCAAAUGAGGACUACAAUCUUUACACAUAUGACAUGAGGAUCCUGGACCGACCAGUCACUGUACACAUGGACCAUGUCUCUGCAGUGCUGGAUGUUGACUACUCUCCCACUGGGAAAGAGUUUGUAUCUGCCAGUUUUGACAAGACCAUUCGCAUCUUCCCCAAGGCUGGCGGCCACAGCAGGGAAGUCUACCACACCAAACGUAUGCAACAUGUAAUUUGCAUUAAGUGGUCAGCAGACAACAAGUACAUCCUGAGCGGGUCUGACGAAAUGAACAUCCGACUGUGGAAAGCCAACGCAGCUGAGAAACUGGGAGUGCUGGCCCCCAGAGAGAGGCAAGCUGCCAACUACAGUCAGAAGCUGAAGGAGAAGUUCCAGCACCACCCGCAGAUCCGCCGCAUCGCUCAUCACCGACACCUGCCCAAGAGCAUCUACCACCAGACAAAAGAGCUGAGGACUAUGAAAGAAGCUCGCCGCAGGAAGGAGAGGAAUGUCCGUAAGCACAGCAAACCAGGAACUGUUCCAGUGGUGUCGGAGAGGGAGAAGCAUGUUGUUACAGUGGUGAAAUAAAUGGAGCUGGAGAAGAGAAAAGAAGACGCAGGGACUGUCGUCAGCAGAUCACACCCAUCUGACACUUGACUACUCUAAACUUAAGAACAAAAACCACUGCAGCUUGAUAAUUGUGGGAAGGACUUUCAUUUAACAAGCUGUGCGCUAUUCUAAGUACUAGGACAGCAACUGUAAAUACAUACAAGAAGAAACAGCAAAUCUUGUCAAGAGUUCACUUUGUGCCACUAAGGACAGGAGCAGCUAUGCUUUUUCAUUCUUUUCAUUCCUUUUAAUAAGAAUUGGGUCUGUCUUCCAGUUUGAGUGACUAAUCACAUGUUUUGCGUUGAGCAAGUUUGUAUUUUCCAUGACAAGAUCCAAGACUACAACAACAAUUUAAGAAAUUAAGGACUGACUAAACUGAUGUGAUGUUAACAGAAUGUCAGUUUCUUCAUGAAUGAAGUUAAAGAAAUGUGCUACAGCUGAUGAUUAAGACUAAUGCUUCAAUCAGUUGUGUCCAAAGGCAAAAAUGGUUGUUCUGAAUUACCACAUUGGAAUGUGAGCCUGCUGUCAUAACCUCCUCCUGGCUCCGUCCAUGAUAAUGCUCCAAGACAUCUGUGUCUUUUGUAAUUUUAACUUAAUAAAUCGCGCUAAUGGGGCUAACUGCCCACACUUUGGAACAGUGGCCAUGAUCCAGUCUCACAGUGCAGCACCCAGUGGUACAGACAAAGUGACAAAGGAGUGCUUGAGAGUGAAGUUCAAACUCUCCCUUUCUUUCUGCUACAAACUCACUGACAAAAAUGCUCAAUGUUAGAUGAUCCGACAAGUAUUUUUUUCAAGUAUACUGAGACCUUAAAAAUCCUGAGAUCUUAAAAUGUAUAAGUCAGAUUUUUUUUUUCUAAUGCAGAGACAAUAACUUUUAGUUUGAUCUAUUGUGCUGGACAUUAAAUACUGAGGUUUGUAGAAUAACCAGCAUGGAGGAGAGCGAGGGUUUUGGUUUACCAGCACAAACAGGUUGCAAACUUUAUUUGUUAUUUUUUUGCCAGUUUUUCCAUGUUUCCUCUGAGGAGAGACCAUACAGCUCUCAAAAUCUGUUUGUAGGGGACUGAUGUGUAUUUAUAAUAAACCUCUAAAGUAAG
Lates calcarifer (barramundi perch) is the source of this 2587-nucleotide messenger RNA. It is a transcript of the gene dcaf13, whose product is annotated as ddb1 and cul4 associated factor 13. The transcript has 11 exons. Gene Ontology annotation, biological process: maturation of SSU-rRNA from tricistronic rRNA transcript (SSU-rRNA, 5.8S rRNA, LSU-rRNA). NCBI's taxonomy places the organism in Eukaryota, Metazoa, Chordata, Actinopteri, Centropomidae. Gene Ontology annotation, molecular function: protein binding. Gene Ontology annotation, cellular component: nucleolus; small-subunit processome. The record is from RefSeq and is a predicted model, not a curated record. Bases 135 to 1472 code for a protein of 445 amino acids.